CAAUAUACAAAUCUUGUUCAAAAACCAAAGUAGGGCACAAAUAUUGAAAGGACUAACACAAUGUCUGCAGCGGCUGAUUUUACGAGGAUGGAAACAAGAGAGGCAUCACCUACUCAUAGUCUGGUCAAGAUUGAGUCUUUUUACAACAGUGGAAUUGCGAAAUUCGAGACGAAGGAAUUUGUGGCUGGAGAAUACAGAUGGAAACUUAUAAUCCAUCCUAAUGGAGACAAAACUGUCGAAAAAGAUAAAGACUAUGUUUCCGUAUAUUUGGCUAUGGCGGAUACAAGCUCAUUGCCUGCUAGUUGGGAGGUUAAUGUUGUGUUCAGCAUCUUUCUCUUUGAUCAGAUUUCAGCCAAUUAUCUUUGUUCACUAGGUAUACUUGUUAUUCUCAUCUUCUAUUUAGGUGGUGUUUGCAAAAACUUAAUUAGAAGCAGAAGUUAUAGAUUGUGGGUUAAGUUGGUUUUAAGUCUUUAA
Molecule: messenger RNA, 474 nt
Organism: Erythranthe guttata (spotted monkey flower)
Lineage: Eukaryota; Viridiplantae; Streptophyta; Magnoliopsida; Lamiales; Phrymaceae
Source: RefSeq, a predicted model, not a curated record